GCUAUUUUGGACACUUUGGAUGGAGCGCAGGAGGACGCGCACGAGGACGUGCCAGAUCUGUACUUGACGCCACAGAAGCAUAAAUAUACGUCUCAGUUCACGUCCUAGCUGUUAAACGAGGAUAUCGCAGUGAGCUUAUCAUGGCUGGUCCUCAGAGCGGCUCAAACGUAACGCGUAAUUUCACAAACCAGUUCGUGCAGCCGCCGUGGCGCGUCGCGAUUUGGUCGGUGGCGUACAGCUCCGUGCUGGCGGUCGCCGUGUUCGGAAACCUCAUCGUUAUUUGGAUCAUUUUGGCCCAUAAACGGAUGCGCACGGUAACCAACUAUUUCUUGCUCAACCUGGCGUUCUCCGACGCCUCGAUGGCCGCGUUCAACACGCUCGUCAACUUCAUUUACGCCACGCACGGAGAGUGGUACUUUGGAGAGGUUUACUGCAAGUUCCACAACUUCUUUCCGGUGACCGCCGUGUUUGCCAGCAUUUACUCCAUGACUGCGAUUGCAGUCGACAGGUACAUGGCUAUAAUUCACCCCCUGAAGCCCCGUCUGUCAGCUACCGCUACCAAAGUGGUGAUUGUCUGUAUUUGGGCUCUGGCGGUGAUUCUGGCUUUCCCGCUGUGUUUCUAUUCCACCACGAGAACUAUGCCUCGCCGAACCGUCUGCUACGUCGCCUGGCCGAGACCUUCUGAGGAUUCGUUCAUGUAUCAUAUCAUAGUAACCGUGCUGGUGUACAUGCUGCCCCUAGUGGUCAUGGGCAUCACCUACACUAUCGUCGGAGUCACACUUUGGGGAGGAGAGAUUCCUGGAGAUUCGUCAGACAAUUACGUCGGACAGCUGCGAGCCAAGAGGAAGGUGGUGAAGAUGAUGAUCGUGGUGGUGGUGACCUUUGCCCUCUGCUGGUUGCCCUAUCACGUCUACUUCAUCGUGACGGGCGUAAACAAGCAUCUGAACAAGUGGAAGUCCAUCCAGCAGGUCUAUCUGUCUGUGUUGUGGUUGGCCAUGAGCUCCACCAUGUACAACCCCAUCAUUUACUGCUGUCUAAAUGGCAGAUUCAGGGCCGGUUUCAAACGGGCCUUCAGGUGGUGUCCCUUCAUCCAGGUGUCCAGCUACGACGAACUUGAGCUCCGUCCCACCCGUCUCCACCCUCGCAACCAGAGCAGCAUGUGCACCCUGUCCCGCAUCGACACCAGCGUCCACGGCGACGACCCCCGCCGCAGCAGGUCCCUGCGGUGUCAGGCGGAGGUCAGAGACGAGAGCGCCGCGGCGGCCACCAAGCUCUGUCUUCACCGGGAGCCCACGUUCGCGUCCGAGCAGCUCAGCUGAAGGGCUGUGUGCUCCGUUACGGACGGAAAACAACGUGAACGCGUCCUCGGGCGUCCUGUAAAUGACACACUGUACAUUUCAGAGCGUGCACUGACACUAAACGCACUCAAUCCUGCUGCAUGAUGAAGUAGCACUGCCUCCAAGUGGAGAACUGUGAAUGACUAGCGUACUACUCGAUGCAUGCUGCCUAGCACUGCAUACUACCUUCUUUUUCAAAACACAACACAACAUACGUAUUAUGCAAUGGACAUGAGCAGAUAGUGUGCUACGCUACAGAUUCAUCACCUCAUCACGUUGCAUGAUCUAUGAAACACAAAUGUGUCUUUCAGAUGAUGCUUAAGGGCGUGCUUGUGAUUCGUUCAAUUCAGUAGAACUGGACUGUAGAGUAUGUCCUGUACAUCUGUUUAUUUUUAUGUCUGUGCACAUGUGCUUUUUGUACUCAUUUAACGCGCCGCAGUAACUUUUCGCCGCAUAACUUUUACCGCUUUAGCGCUUAAUAAACAGAACUGCGCGGAAGAACACUGUAGCCGGAACUACUUCUCUCUAUGUAAGUCUAUGGCGAAUCACGCAGCGUUACCUACCCGAACCCGUCUAAAUAGGCCCAAUAUAAACACGUAUUAAAGGUGUUGUGCGGUGAUUCAGGACAAGCCAAAAUCACGGUUUGGAAAAUGGAUUCACGGUGUACUUAUAUACAUUUUGUAAAUUGUGUAAAAACACACAAAAAAAGUUACUGCGGCUUUAACAUUGCCGGCACUUCUCCUUCUGCAUGAAAGCGUAUUUUAGUUCGGUCUUUUAUAAGGGAGAUUAACUGACUGAAAUUUUAAUUUAAUGUAAAUUUUGAGUCAUCGAAUAUAAAGUAUAAGUACUUUUGUAAUGGUUUUACUGGAAAAAAGUUGGUGGUAUUUUAAUUGUAAUUUCUGUGAUGGUUACUAUUGGGCUUCUGUUGUUUUUUUUUAGAAGAGGAAAACCAUUCAAACAUCAACCAUCGUAAAUAGGAUCAAAUGAAUGUAUAUAAAAGACUACACAGUUUUUAUUUUUGUGUCUUGUUGAUGUUUGGUAUAUUACAGUAUGUGCUGUAUUUAUGAUGUACUGUAAUUGAUAACAUCGCUGAUAAUGCGCUUAUGGUUUGUAUCGUGCAUAAUAAGCAAAGUUAACUUUUUAUUAUCACCUAUCUAACCUACCUUAACUCCAGUCUUUGUGGUAAAACGCUUUUUACGUCUAAAUGCAUCAAAGCCUGCUCUGAUUUAAAGAUAUCUGUUAAAAACGAAUCAGGCUGGCAUUGCCAAACUGUUCUGAUGUUGAGCAUGAACAUUAAAGUGAACGUCGAGAAAGACAAAAACAUGCUUUGUACGAAACAUUUUAGUUAUUUUGGUGCUUUAACGCC
Puntigrus tetrazona (Sumatra barb) is the source of this 2703-nucleotide messenger RNA. Its product is annotated as neuromedin-K receptor-like. The transcript has 5 exons. Lineage: Eukaryota; Metazoa; Chordata; Actinopteri; Cypriniformes; Cyprinidae. Gene Ontology annotation, cellular component: sperm midpiece; plasma membrane. The coding region runs from base 141 to 1319 and encodes 392 amino acids. The record is from RefSeq and is a predicted model, not a curated record. Gene Ontology annotation, molecular function: tachykinin receptor activity. Gene Ontology annotation, biological process: G protein-coupled receptor signaling pathway; positive regulation of flagellated sperm motility.